This is a messenger RNA of Hippocampus comes (tiger tail seahorse), 359 nucleotides long. RefSeq names its product C-x(9)-C motif containing 4 homolog (S. cerevisiae) (gene cmc4). The record is from RefSeq and is a predicted model, not a curated record. NCBI's taxonomy places the organism in Eukaryota, Metazoa, Chordata, Actinopteri, Syngnathiformes, Syngnathidae. Bases 76 to 270 code for a protein of 64 amino acids. Gene Ontology annotation, cellular component: mitochondrial intermembrane space. The transcript has 2 exons.
GAGAAAUUCCAUCGGCUCGCUGAGCGUCACGUGAUCACAACAUUAAAUCAAGGCGAAAAACGCUUCCUUUCAGUCAUGCCAGCAAAAGACCCUUGCAAAAAACAAGCUUGCGCCAUCCAGGCGUGUUUACAAGCUAACAAGUACGUGGAGAGCAUGUGCGCGGAUGUGAUCGAUGACAUGCGACGGUGCUGCCGGAUAUAUGGCGCAAACUCCCUCUGCUGCUCCGGUUUUAAAGAUCCCGAACACACAGAGAGGAAACCCAGCACGUAGUUUCCAACGUAGCUUGUGGGACAACAGCUGGAAGCAUCAGUGGCUGAAGUAUAAUUUAUUGAAUAAAUAUUUGAAGACAUGAAAUGGUU